UUCCUUUUUAUUUGCAGCCCCUCACUCUCUUGUCCCAGGAGGAGGGCAGAGGCUGGGAGCUGGGGGAGGGGGGUGCAGCCCCCUCCCCCAACCCUGGCAGGAGGAGGGGUCCCCAGGGAGGCCAAGAGGGGGGGCUGUGGGUCUCCCGGCAGGGGCGGACGGGGACUGAAUGUUAAUCGCAUCCCGAGUGAGUGUGUGUGUGCGAGAACAGAGCGAGUGUGCGAGUCCCUCCCGCUCCGGCUUCUCCAAGCCGCGGCUACCGCCGCCACCCUCCGCCCGCAGCCUCCCUCGGUCACCGGUGCCCAGCUGAGGGGUGUCAGCCUGGGUGGGUCCGCCCGGCCCCCAGGGGUCUCUCGUGCGUCUGCCAUCUGCCCGCGCAACAUGUGUAGCGGCGUCCUCGCCUAGUCUGGGUGGCCGCAACCUUGGGGGACAGACAGGGCAGGACGGGACGGAAAGAACAGGAGGGAGAGCCGGAGCCAGAGACGGGCAGGAGGUCCCCGCCACCGCCACCACCACCACCACCGCUGCCGCCGCCGCCCCAGGGCCUGGCCCCCACAGCGGCUCCCUGAGCCCUCCGCCAAAUCUUCGGGUCGCUGGACUCCGGUUCCAGUCCUGGCCCCCCUGAAAUUCCCCCCACAGAACAGGGUCAUGAAAAGAGGCUGCCCGGCGGAGCCCGCAGGCGAUGCGCGGCGCCGGUGGCCCCGGCGGCCCUCGGGGCCCCGCUAAGAUGCUGCUGCUGCUGGCGCUGGCCUGCGCCAGCCCGUUCCCGGAGGAGGCGCCGGGGCCGGGCGGGGCCGGCGGGCCCGGCGGGGGGCCCGGCGGGGCGCGGCCGCUCAACGUGGCGCUCGUGUUCUCGGGACCCGCGUACGCGACCGAGGCGGCGCGCCUGGGCCCGGCCGUGGCGGCGGCCGUGCGCAGCCCGGGCCUGGACGUGCGGCCGGUGGCGCUGGUGCUCAACGGCUCGGACCCGCGCAGCCUCGUGCUGCAGCUCUGCGACCUGCUGUCGGGGCUGCGCGUGCACGGCGUCGUCUUCGAGGACGACUCGCGCGCGCCCGCCGUCGCGCCCAUCCUCGACUUCCUGUCGGCGCAGACCUCGCUGCCCAUCGUGGCCGUGCACGGCGGCGCCGCGCUCGUGCUCACGCCCAAGGAGAAGGGCUCCACCUUCCUGCAGCUGGGCUCAUCCACAGAGCAGCAGCUCCAGGUCAUCUUUGAGGUGCUGGAGGAGUACGACUGGACGUCCUUUGUCGCCGUGACCACACGUGCCCCGGGCCACCGGGCCUUCCUGUCCUACAUCGAGGUGCUGACUGAUGGCAGCCUGGUGGGCUGGGAGCACCGCGGGGCGCUGACGCUGGAUCCUGGGGCGGGCGAGGCCGUGCUGGGUGCCCAGCUCCGCAGCGUCAAUGCACAGAUCCGCCUGCUCUUCUGUGCCCGUGAGGAGGCUGAGCCCGUGUUCCGGGCAGCCGAGGAGGCUGGCCUCACCGGGCCUGGCUACGUCUGGUUCAUGGUGGGGCCCCAGCUGGCUGGAGGUGGGGGCUCAGGCGCCCCUGGGGAGCCUCCUCUUCUGCCAGGAGGCGCCCCCCUGCCUGCUGGACUGUUUGCGGUGCGCUCAGCUGGCUGGCGGGAUGACCUGGCCCGGCGUGUGGCAGCUGGCGUGGCCGUAGUGGCCAGAGGUGCCCAGGCCCUUCUGCGUGACUAUGGCUUCCUGCCAGAGCUCGGCCACGACUGUCGCGCCCAGAACCGCACCCACCGAGGAGAAAGUCUACAUAGGUACUUCAUGAAUAUUACCUGGGAUAACCGCGAUUACUCCUUCAAUGAGGAUGGCUUCCUGGUGAACCCCUCCCUAGUGGUCAUCUCUCUCACCAGAGACAGGACAUGGGAGGUGGUGGGCAGCUGGGAGGAGCAGACUCUCCGCCUCAAGUACCCGCUGUGGUCCCGCUACGGCCGCUUCCUGCAGCCAGUGGAUGACACACAGCACCUCACGGUGGCCACGCUGGAGGAGAGGCCCUUUGUCAUCGUGGAGCCCGCCGACCCCAUCAGCGGCACUUGCAUCCGAGACUCCGUCCCCUGCCGGAGCCAGCUCAACCGCACCCACAGCCCUCCGCCGGACGCCCCCCGCCCAGAGAAGCGGUGCUGCAAGGGCUUCUGCAUCGAUAUUCUGAAGCGGCUGGCGCAGACCAUCGGCUUCAGCUACGACCUCUACCUGGUCACCAACGGCAAGCACGGGAAGAAGAUCGAUGGCGUCUGGAACGGCAUGAUCGGGGAGGUGUUCUACCAGCGCGCGGACAUGGCCAUCGGCUCCCUCACCAUCAACGAGGAGCGGUCCGAGAUCGUGGACUUCUCCGUCCCCUUCGUGGAGACGGGCAUCAGCGUCAUGGUGGCCCGCAGCAACGGCACUGUGUCCCCCUCAGCCUUCCUCGAACCCUACAGCCCCGCCGUGUGGGUGAUGAUGUUCGUCAUGUGCCUCACGGUGGUCGCCGUCACUGUUUUCAUCUUCGAGUACCUCAGUCCCGUCGGCUACAACCGCAGCCUGGCCACGGGCAAACGCCCUGGUGGCUCAACCUUCACCAUUGGGAAAUCCAUCUGGCUGCUCUGGGCUCUGGUGUUCAAUAACUCGGUGCCCGUGGAGAACCCCCGAGGGACCACCAGCAAAAUCAUGGUGCUGGUGUGGGCCUUCUUCGCCGUCAUCUUCCUCGCCAGCUACACAGCCAAUCUGGCCGCCUUCAUGAUCCAGGAGGAGUACGUGGACACCGUGUCUGGGCUCAGUGACCGAAAGUUCCAGCGGCCCCAGGAGCAGUACCCGCCCCUGAAGUUCGGGACGGUGCCCAACGGGUCCACGGAGAAGAACAUCCGUAGCAACUACCCCGACAUGCACAGCUACAUGGUGCGCUACAACCAGCCCCGCGUGGAGGAAGCGCUCACUCAGCUCAAGGCAGGGAAGCUGGACGCCUUCAUCUAUGACGCAGCUGUGCUCAACUACAUGGCCCGCAAGGACGAGGGCUGCAAGCUCGUCACCAUCGGCUCCGGCAAGGUCUUCGCCACCACAGGCUAUGGCAUCGCUCUGCACAAGGGCUCCCGUUGGAAGCGCCCCAUCGACCUGGCGCUGUUGCAGUUCCUGGGGGAUGAUGAGAUCGAGAUGCUGGAGCGGCUGUGGCUGUCUGGGAUCUGCCACAAUGACAAAAUCGAGGUGAUGAGCAGCAAGUUGGACAUCGACAACAUGGCGGGGGUCUUCUACAUGCUCCUGGUGGCCAUGGGGCUCUCCCUGCUGGUCUUCGCCUGGGAGCACCUGGUGUACUGGCGCCUGCGCCACUGCCUGGGGCCCACCCACCGCAUGGACUUCCUGCUGGCCUUCUCCAGGGGCAUGUACAGCUGCUGCAGCGCCGAGGCCGCCCCGCCGCCCGCCAAGCCCCCGCCGCCGCCGCAGCCGCUGCCCAGCCCGGCGUACCCGACGGUGCGGCCCGCGCCGGGCCCCGCGCCCUUCGUGCCCCGCGAGCGCGCGGCCGUGGACCGCUGGCGCCGCUCCAAAGCCGGGGGGCCGCCGGGGGGCGCGGGCCUGGCCGACGGCUUCCACCGCUACUACGGCCCCAUCGAGCCGCAGGGCCUGGGCGUGGGCGACGCGCGCACGGCGCCCCGGGGCGUGGCCGGGCGCCCCCUGUCCCCGCCGGCCGCGCAGCCCCCGCAGAAGCCGCCGCCCUCCUACUUCGCCAUCGUGCGCGACAAGGAGCCGACCGAGCCCCCCGCCGGCGCCUUUCCGGGCUUCCCGUCGCCGCCCGCGCCCCCCGCCGCCGCGGCCCCCGCCGUCGGGCCGCCGCUGUGCCGCCUGGCCUUCGAGGACGAGAGCCCGCCGGCGCCCGCGCGCUGGCCGCGCUCCGAUCCCGAGAGCCAGCCGCUGCUGGGGCCCGGCGCGGGGGGCGCGGCGGCGGGGGGCGCGGGCGGCGGGGCCCAGGGCGCACCCCCGCCGUGCCGCGCCGCACCGCCCCCCUGCCCUUACCUCGACCUCGAGCCGUCGCCGUCGGACUCGGAGGACUCGGAGAGCCUGGGCGGCGCGUCGCUGGGCGGCCUGGAGCCCUGGUGGUUCGCCGACUUCCCCUACCCGUACGCCGAGCGCCUCGGGCCGCCGCCCGGCCGCUACUGGUCGGUCGACAAGCUCGGGGGCUGGCGCGCCGGCAGCUGGGACUACCUGCCCCCGCGCAGCGGCCCAGCCGCCUGGCACUGCCGCCACUGCGCCAGCCUGGAGCUGCUGCCACCACCGCGCCAUCUCAGCUGCUCGCACGACGGCCUGGACGGCGGCUGGUGGGCGCCGCCGCCCCCGCCCUGGGCCGCGGGGCCCCCGCCCCGGCGCCGGGCCCGCUGCGGGUGCCCGCGGCCGCACCCGCACCGCCCGCGGGCCUCGCACCGCGCGCCCGCCGCCGCCGCGCCGCACCACCACCGGCACCGGCGCGCCGCGGGGGGCUGGGACCUCCCGCCGCCCGCGCCCACCUCGCGCUCGCUCGAGGACCUCAGCUCGUGCCCCCGCGCCGCCCCCGCGCGCAGGCUCACCGGGCCCUCCCGCCACGCGCGCCGCUGCCCGCACGCGGCGCACUGGGGGCCGCCGCUGCCCGCCGCGUCCCACCGGAGACACCGGGGCGGGGACCUGGGUACCCGCAGGGGCUCGGCGCACUUCUCCAGCCUCGAGUCCGAGGUAUGA
This is a messenger RNA of Equus caballus (horse), 4684 nucleotides long. RefSeq names its product glutamate ionotropic receptor NMDA type subunit 2D (gene GRIN2D). Gene Ontology annotation, biological process: monoatomic ion transport; long-term synaptic potentiation; excitatory postsynaptic potential. Lineage: Eukaryota; Metazoa; Chordata; Mammalia; Perissodactyla; Equidae. Gene Ontology annotation, cellular component: NMDA selective glutamate receptor complex; plasma membrane. The record is from RefSeq and is a predicted model, not a curated record. Gene Ontology annotation, molecular function: NMDA glutamate receptor activity.